Staurois parvus is the source of this 306-nucleotide messenger RNA. The record is from the annotation of a GenBank genome assembly. Lineage: Eukaryota; Metazoa; Chordata; Amphibia; Anura; Ranidae.
AUGGCGGUGUGGGGGUCGGAGUUGCUCUCUGAGCUCUGGGCUCAGGUCCUGUCUCUGGGUUCGGAGUUCGGUGACGAAUGGGACAGGAAUGACCUGAGAGCCGCCAUCUUCCGCCUGCUGCUGGCCUGGCUGAUCCUCAGUGUCACCGCCAUCCACCUGGCCUGGAGAGGCUACGGACCCACCGUGACCGCCUUCUACUACCGGCAGGGUCCAGGGGGACAGAAUGGCGGUACUCCGGAAUACCCCUCCCACGUCAAUAUCUGGGAAAGCUCCAGCACGGAAUCCCUGAAGAGCCACCAGGAGUGA